Erpetoichthys calabaricus (reedfish) is the source of this 3188-nucleotide messenger RNA. It is a transcript of the gene cel.2, whose product is annotated as carboxyl ester lipase, tandem duplicate 2. NCBI's taxonomy places the organism in Eukaryota, Metazoa, Chordata, Cladistia, Polypteriformes, Polypteridae. Bases 62 to 1735 code for a protein of 557 amino acids. The record is from RefSeq and is a predicted model, not a curated record. Gene Ontology annotation, cellular component: cell surface; postsynaptic specialization membrane; synapse. Gene Ontology annotation, molecular function: neurexin family protein binding; triacylglycerol lipase activity; signaling receptor activity. The transcript has 11 exons. Gene Ontology annotation, biological process: neuron cell-cell adhesion; synaptic vesicle endocytosis; postsynaptic membrane assembly.
ACAGCAAAAUAUAAGGCCGGACGCCUGUGAGCUUCUGCCAUAGUCGAGACGUGGACGCAUCAUGGCUCUGAGGGGGAUGUUUGUGUUUCUGGCGCUUGCCUACUGCUUGAAUGUAGCCUCUGGCACUACACUUGGCGUGGUGUACACUGAAGGUGGCAUGGUUGAAGGCACCAAUAAGAAGGUGGGAUUUCGAAAAUACCUUGAUAUCUUUAAGGGCAUUCCCUUUGCUGCACCUCCAGGGAGAUUCGAGAACCCCAAGCCUCACCCCGGAUGGUCAGGUAUUCUUAAGGCCAAUGAGUUCAAGAACAGGUGUCUCCAGAUGACCCUUCUGCAAACUGGUACUCGAGGCGGGGAAGAUUGUCUCUUUCUGAACAUCUGGGUCCCCCAACAUGCAAAAGUGUCUACUGACCUUCCUGUCAUGGUCUUUAUUUAUGGAGGCGCGUUCCUGGUGGGUGGAUCCCAAGGCGCCAAUUUCCUGGAUAAUUAUCUGUACAGUGGAGAGGAGAUUGCGAUGAGGGGAAAUGUCAUUGUGGUGACCCUGAACUAUCGCAUUGGAACUCUGGGCUUCCUAAGCACGGGUGACUCCAAUGGGCCAGGAAAUUACGGCCUAAGAGACCAGCACAUGGCCAUUGCCUGGGUCCAUCGCAACAUCCGAGCCUUUGGUGGUGACCCCAAUAGCCUCACAAUCUUUGGUGAAUCGGCAGGGUCUGCCAGCGUCAACUUCCAGAUCCUGUCUCCUUACAACAAAGGGCUGAUCCGUAGAGCCAUCUCCCAGAGUGGUGUUGCGCUAAGUCCCUGGGCGACCAACACCAGACCCCUCUUUUGGGCCAAAAAGAUCGCUGAGAAAGUUGGCUGCCCAACCAAUGAUACGGCUAAGAUGAUGGCCUGUAUGCGCAUUACUGACCCUGUGGCCCUCACUCUGGCUGGCAACUUGCAGCUGUUUAACUUGCAAGAGCCAGUGGUCUUCGGACUGGGCCUCUCCCCAGUGGUUGAUGGUGACUUCAUCCCAGACCAUCCUGCAAACCUGUAUCCAAAUGCAGCUGAUGUGGACUACAUUGCUGGGGUAAACGACAUGGAUGGCCACUUUUUCGCAGGAUUUGACAUUCCAUCAGUCAACAGAAAGAAGGACACGACCCUUCCCUCGGACCUGUACAAGCUGCUGCUGGGCCUGUCCAAGGAGAAGGGCGAUCCUGCUGCCAAGGACGCUUUUGAUCUCUACACGCAGAGCUGGGGAGCGAACCCCUCACUGGAGACCAUUAAGAAGACCGUAGUCGACGUGGAAACAGACUUCCUCUUCAUUGCCCCCACAUAUGCGUCCCUCUGCUUACAUAACCAGCAUGCCAGUGUGGGUAAAACAUACACGUACGUCUUCAACAUGCCAUCCCGAGUGCCGUUCUUCCCAAGUUGGAUGGGGGCGGAGCAUGCUGAAGAUUUGCAGUAUGUCUUUGGGAAACCCUUCACUACCCCACUGGGCUACUUCCCUCGACACCGAGACGUCUCCAAGUAUAUGAUUGCAUAUUGGACCAACUUCGCCAGGACAGGGGACCCCAACAAAGGAGAGUCCGACGUUCCUGCUCAGUGGCCUGCAUUUAACUGCAAGGACCUCCAGUACCUGGAAAUCAACAACUCCAUCAAGUACAGCUCGGUCAAGCAGAAGCUGAGGACCCGCUUUGUGCACUUCUGGGCCGAUGUUUAUCCCACCUAUGCGGAUGUCAUCUCAUCUCCCGUGCCAUAGACUGCCCCGUGUUUAUUUAGGCUAACGCCCCAUCAAAAUCUUUAUUAAAAACCAAUUCAGAUGUAUAGUCACGUUUUAGGCAAUAUUAGUAAAUCUCAUCCCCAAGACAGCCUUCCAUGGACUUCCUUUGUUAAAGCCCUGAGCAGACCUGCACUGGCACAGGGGGUCUAGACCAACCUUCUUCAGUAAGCCACCCACCCACCUACCUACCUACCUACCUACCCUGGCCUUCUUAAUUAAGUGACAGCCUUGAUCAACAAGUCACAAUCUAAAACAGCUUGACAAAGAUCCCACCUCCAGUCAACCAGACUUCCGUAAAGCUUAGAUGGCCUCCCCCACAUCCAAAUACUACAAUUAAGCCUCAACUGCUCAGCCCUGUUCAUAUUCCACACUGCCAGAAGAGUUCCAAAAGUGUCUUCCCGUGUUAAAGCAGACCUUCAAACAGCCUCGGGACCACCACACCCACACUCUGGCAUCAAUGGACCAUAACCAAUGACCCCAGUUAGUAAGCCUCAACACCUCGGGCAGAACCGCACUCUCCUUAUAAAUUGUACCAUCAAGAUGAUUUCAACCACUGAGGCGUCAGUGGGCUCCUUCAUUAACUACACCUUGAUAAGCCCACCUAGUAAAACUACACCCUCACAAGGCCAAGUUCAUUCCAGGUAGUAAACCUCAACAGCCCCCUUGGCUUAAGCUGACCCAGUUGGUAAACCAGACCCUGUAGCAGCUUAGGGGUGAAAGCCACUGCACCUCAUUCUGUAGGUCUGGUAAGCCCCUUUAAAUAUGAGGAAUGUUCCAAAAUAUUUUUUUUAUUUAAACUCCAUUUAUUAAAAAUUUCAAAAACAAAUGAUGUCACUUUUCUACAGUCACCUUCCUUUGCAAUGCCAUUUCCCCAGCGUCAUACCAACUUUUUAAUGCCCAAUUCCUACUCCUCCCACCUUCACCGUUUCCAAUGAAAAUACGAGAAGUGGAGAAACUUUUUGAACGUCCCUCGUAAAUCACACCCCUGCUCGGACCCCUUGGCUUGCUCUUUCCAGAACAUGCCUGGGUCACCAGCUGGAGUAACCCCUCUGACCUAAAGACACACCAUUAACAAUGAGGCAAUCCACUUGAAGUUAACUAAAGCUCCCCCCCAAAAGGCCACAUGGCCAGAGCCGUGUUCCGUCCGUACUAAUCAAUUUGUCACUUUCCUGUCACCUUCACCUCUGACCACUUCACUCGGGGCUGUGGCAGAUGGCAACUCCUCUAUAGGCACCAUUCACAACCGCGUUAUUGCCAGUCCAUGUCCUGCUCCGUAUGAGGCGCACCACCUGCAGCCAACACCAUACGCAAGACUGGCAGCGCUCAACUCAGCAAAAUAAAGCAACAGCAGUGACCAAGUAUUGCCUCACGCCUGGGCACGGGCAUAGUUUGUUGUCUUGAACUUUAACAUAAUAAAGGACAUCCAUAUGUA